AUGGUUGGAUGUUGCUCAAGCCCCGAGGCAAUCUCUGAAAAAGAAGGGGCCGCAGGCCCGAGGUCUGGUCUAGCUCCACAAAGCGCUCGAAGAUGUCGCGAUACGUUCUGUUGCCUCUUGUUUGUAGUCUACUGGAUUGGCAUGAUCGUGGUUGCUAUCGUUGCCUUGCAAACCGGGCAACCGCUCAGCUUGAUCUACGGCAAAGACUACAACGGAAACGUUUGUGGUGAAGGGGAUUAUGGCAACGCGCGGUUCACGACAUACCCUCGACUGAACGAAGAUCUUUUAGUUGCAGCAGCAAACGGGGUGUCACCAGCAAAUGCAAAGUUCUUCGGCGUCUGCGUGGAAAGCUGCCCAAUGGCUGGCUCGAAAACUUGUACCUAUGGCAAUGAAACGUGCUGGACUGUUGCUCAAGACACUGAAGCUGCCUUCUUCCGCUGCUUACCUGUAGCAUCGACCAACGAAACGAUACUGGAAGAGGUUUGUAUUGACCCCGAAGGUGCCGACCCAGCUUGCACCGUGGACUUGUUUGAGGCUGGCAAAUGCGCUACAGUCUGCAAUACCAAACGAGCUCACAAGGAAGUGUGGGAAGUCGAGGCUACGGGUGGAACAAGCCCCUUAUUGAGUCAACUGCAAGGCAACUUGCAGGUGCUGGGGCGAUUCUUGAACGACAUGUACGCUGCACGUUCGGUAGUUCUACUGGUCGGUGGGCUUGGGGCCUUGAUCCUAGGAAUCCUCUGGUUGAUCGUGCUUCAAUUCUUCGCCGGCUGUGUGGUAUGGCUGACCUGCUCGUUGGUACUUAUUGGUUUGGUGCUAUUGAGCCUCUUUUGCUCCGUGCGCUCGGAUCUGAUCUCUUCUGAACAACUUGGUGGCUUAUCUUUCAUGAAUGCAACCACAAUCGACACAACAGCAUUGGCGGUGACCAGCGACGAAAACACCAAGCUGCAGUUUAAGGCGGCUGCGUACGUGUCUUGGGUGGUCACUGGAGUUGUCUUCCUACUGCUCGUUGCGAUGCGUAAACGCUUGAAAAUCGCCAUCGCGAUCAUUCGGGAGAGCUCCAAAGCAAUUCAGAAGCUGCCGAUGCUUUUGAUCUGGCCAAUCGUUCCCACGGCGUUUUUCGUGGGGCUCGUGAUCUACUGCGUGGCGGUGGCUGCUUAUCUCUUAAGCUCGGACGAUCUGACUUCGGCAGUGAAGGAAUCCGCUGCAACGUUCAAUGUCACGACGGAACUGAGCGCUGCGGAAGAGAUUCCUGCCAAGAAGCUGCAGCAGGUGUUGCUAGCGUUCCACGUCUUCGGUUUCCUGUGGACGAACCAGCUUCUGCAAGCAAUCUCAAUCUGCGUCAUCGCUGGCAGUGUCGCGCAGUUCUACUGGACCCCUCCUUCAGACAACGGGAAGCGAACACUCGAGACACGAUUUCCAAUCGCUCGAGCGCUAGGAUACACGCUACGCUUCAGUCUCGGAUCGCUCUGCUUCGGGUCUUUCAUCAUCGCGUUUGUUCAAUUCUUGCGGAUCAUGCUCGAGUAUCUCGAUCGAAACACCAAGCAGAUCCAGCAGACUAAUCGAGUUGUUCGUGUGGCGCUUUUAUCAGUUAAGUGCUGUUUGUGGUGCUUCGAGAAGUGCAUCAAGUUUUUAUCGAAGAACGCCUACAUUCUGAUCGCGAUGAAAGGAAGUUCCUUCUGUGCGGCGUCCGCGCGCUCGUUCAAGCUCAUUUUCAAGAACAUGGCGCGUGUAGCGGUGGUCAACUCCAUCAGCUUCUUCCUGCUGUUCCUCAUCAAACUGACCGUGACACUUGCCGUCGGACUCGCGGUGUUCCCGUUGCUGUCCAAAUCGUCGUCACUGUCACUGUCGGCGGAGCAGCUUUCGCUGUUGAGUGGUGAGACUGUGACGUCGCCACUUGCUCCUGUGGUGGUGGCCUGUGUGCUUGCUUGGCUUGUGGCCUCAGCGUUCGUGAAUGUGUACGACGCCGCUAUCGACACCAUUCUGCUUUGCUUCUGCGAGGACACCGAGCUGCACGGUGACACUGCCAGCGAGUUCAUGAGCAAGGAGUUGCAGCGCAUCAUGGGCGGAGACGCACCACAUCGCGAGGGUAAGGAGGGGAAGCCCCAACUCAUCCACGUUUCGCCUCGGAGCGAAGGGAAGAACGCAAGUCCGCCGAGUAGCCCAGCUCGCCGCGCGCCACAUGAAAAGACCCCAGUCGAGAGACUGGAAGAGACUGACAUUUAG
Phytophthora sojae is the source of this 2223-nucleotide messenger RNA. RefSeq lists its product as hypothetical. NCBI's taxonomy places the organism in Eukaryota, Oomycota, Peronosporomycetes, Peronosporales, Peronosporaceae. Gene Ontology annotation, molecular function: transmembrane transporter activity. The record is from RefSeq and is a predicted model, not a curated record. Gene Ontology annotation, cellular component: membrane. The coding region runs from base 1 to 2223 and encodes 740 amino acids. Gene Ontology annotation, biological process: transmembrane transport. The transcript has 5 exons.